Messenger RNA from Cynocephalus volans (Philippine flying lemur), 3838 nucleotides. RefSeq names its product KIAA1143 ortholog. The transcript has 4 exons. The coding region runs from base 49 to 534 and encodes 161 amino acids. The record is from RefSeq and is a predicted model, not a curated record. Lineage: Eukaryota; Metazoa; Chordata; Mammalia; Dermoptera; Cynocephalidae.
GCCCCGUCACUAGUCGGCCCCAGGAACUUGUUUUUCGCCAGAGCUGCCAUGAGCAAGCGGAACCAGGUGUCGUACGUGCGACCCGCCGAACCGGCAUUUCUGGCCCGCUUCAAGGAGCGGGUCGGCUACAAGGAAGGGCCCACGGUAGAGACCAAGAGAAUCCAGCCUCAGCUGCCAGAUGAAGAUGGUGAUCACAGUGACAAAGAAGAUGAACAGCCCCAAGUGGUGGUUUUAAAAAAGGGAGACCUGUCAGCUGAAGAAGUAAUGAAAAUUAAAGCAGAAAUAAAGGCUGCCAAAGCAGAUGAAGAACCAGCUCCAGCUGAUGGAAGAAUCAUGUAUCGAAAACCAGUCAAGCGUCCCUCAGAUGAAAAAUAUUCAGGUUUAACAGUAAGCUCAAAAAAGAAGAUGACAAAUGAAGAUGAAAUAAGGAAGCAGGACUCAGUUAAAAAGAACUCACAAAAGCAAAUCAAAAACAGUAGCCUCCUUUCUUUUGGCAAUGAAGAUGAAAACGAAUGCCUUAUUCUAGUCCUGUGAGCUAAUACCAGGUGUCAGCCCUCAAAAUGAAACCAUCAGUAGGGAGCUGUGAAUGUUCCAGCAGAACUGAGAACUGCCCUGUCCUGAGGAUCUGAAGAGGAGUUCUUAGAGCUAACCUGACUUACUGUCAAUCCCUGGGAUCCCAGGAUGAACUGAUCCACCUGGUUUCUCAAGAGAAGAAUCUUUAGGACAAGGCAUAGAACCCAGAGCUGACCCACCCACCACACCCUCAGGCCCCAUCUUGGGAUUCCCAGUAGAGUGUGAAGGGAUCCAACUGCAGCACGGGGAGCUGGCCUUCCCUUGCUGUACAGGUUUCAUUCCUGGGAUCCUACCUGGGAUUUUGUCAGACAGAUGGAUCUUCCAACAUCUUCCCUGGCUCCUGGCCUCCUUCCAUGGCUCUCCUUUAAAUUCAGCAUUCCUCCUUGCUCAGUCUACCUGGCCCAGCCCUGUUUCUUGGGGACACAUCCUUGUGCACCAUUUGAGUUCCAUUUUAUGGGACUCAGAUUACCCCACAUGCCCAGCAGCCUCAAUUCCUGGGCCAGCUGACACCUGCUGAAGGGACCGAGAAGCUGAAAGGGAUGUCCUGGGGUUGCUCUUUCCACCCUGGCUUCUUUAAGCCCAUAGGGCCCUCUAACACCAGAGAUGAUAAUGGAAGCAGUCAGCAAGUGUAGGCAUCUCUGCUGUCCUACCCGCCCCCUGAGAUAGUUGUCAGAAUCAAAAGCAGUUAUUUGUCAAACUCUAACAAAAAAUAAAGCUAUGAGGCUGAGAAGGGAGGGCACUCACACAUAUAUGUCUAUGAUAAGAACAAUUACAAAAACUUAUACACAUGCUUGUAACAAAAACUUUUACCAAGGACUUUUCAAACUUUUACUUGCUAUAGGAGUCACAGGACAGCUAGUUGGAUGUACAAGAACAUUUGCCUGACACUGUCUUCACUAAUAAACUGACAGCAACUCCUGCCAUAGGCCCGUGUAACCAAUGUUCGGUUUGUUUCAAAACACGUUGUACUUUUCUCUCUAGACUUUAAAAACCUUUGUCGUCCCUUAUCUUCCUGAAUAUGCACAUAGGUUACUGUGGUAUGCACAUUCCCGUUGCAAUGCUGUAUUCCCAAAUAGAAGUUUUUCUUAGAGAUUUGUCUCUAUAAUUUUAACAUCCCCAUGGCCUCUCCCAAACAAGUUCACAAGCAACCUGUCCUUCCUUUCUCCUGUGAACUUGCCUUCAAAUCCCAAAAAGGUCACUUACAAGUUGUGUGAACUGGCAUAUGUUGCAGAUACUAAGCCUCAGAUUCCUCAACAGUACAGUCAGGGCAAUAAUUCCUGACUUAAUUAUUCCAGUGAUUGAGAAGAUAACUAUAUAAAGGGCUUACAAAAACCCUACACACAGGAAUCAAAUUAUAGCUGUUAUUAUUAUAACUUCCCCUAAACAUGUGCAUAGCUAUAGGCUCCUGGUAGUUUCUUGAAGUUCCAAAAAUCAAAGGGAAGGAGCUCCCAGAGCCAGCAUUUAGCUAAAAUCUGAAGAACACUUUCUGUAUGAUGAUGCAAUGUGAAAGCAUGCUGUCUUCAUUUUGCAUGGCAGCCUGCUUAAAACAUAGCUCUACACUUUUCUCUGUAACAUUAACAAACAGGAAAGAACUUUUAUGAGUUCCUUGAAGUUUUGAGCAGAAUUACAGCAGAACUCUCCUCCAAAGCUUAAAUUACUUUUGAAAUAAAGGGGGCCUGGACCUAAUUUGGAUGGAACCUAAGCCACCCAAGACGGGAAUGCAGCAACAGACUAGCUCCUACAUUCUGAUUCUAUAAAACUAGAGUAGGUAAAACAAGAUGAGCUGGUCACUGAGGCCAAAUCUUGCUGGUCCAGGAUGACCAACCAUCUAGCUCAUCCAGGACUAAAGGGUUUCCUGGAACGUGAACUUUCAGUGCUAAAACCAGGAAAGUCCCAGGGAAACCCUACACUGAUUUUUCUUUUAGGUCUCUGAGUUACUAUUCCUUCCUCCAAGAAUCUUCCCCUAAAUGGGUACACACUGAGUACCUGCUCUGUCCCAGGAACUAUUCUGAUCCAGAGGCCUAUUGCCUAUUGGAGGAAACCAAUGAAGUUAUUACACUUUGGAUUGGAUGCUGGAAUAGAGGUGUACAGGGAAUUCUAGUGCCCACAUUUGUGCCACCUCUUCUGAUUUUGACUGGGAACCUUCAUAAAGGAAUGACUGUUCUUAUUUUUCGUAUUGAGGAUAAAUGCAAUAUUCUGAUGUGGAAGGCUUUGCUUUGUUUUGUUUUAGCUAUCAGUGCACAUCUUUCUUCCAAAACCUGGGAAGGAACCAGAUAUGCGUUAAAAAAAAAAAGUCAACCUGUAGAUACUACAGAUAUAUGUUGGGUCCGCUGCCGGCUGACCCGAACAGCCCUAGCCUCGUUCCUCUUGGUGGGCAAGCAAAUGGCCUGGAUUCCUCUUUCCCUCCUGUCCCCUUUGGAAGGAGAUGGGGGAAGAGAGCCGUGAAGAGAGGUGAGCACACCGCUGGCCCCAACCAGCCCGGUUUAAAGGACACUCCAACGCGGUGGGGGUUCUGUCAAGCAGUUCCGUUUAUUAUCACACAAGCACUUGCUUUUAAAGGCAAAUGGGGAAGGGAGGUUUUUUACAUAAUCCUAUCAGCUUAAAGGUCAAGGGCAUGCAUCCUGUCUCAAUGCCUAGCUAUUGCAACCACGCAGUGUUUACAAACGCGGAAGCACGUAUUUGGCCAAUAAGGGCUGAGGCAAGGUUCCCGCAGACACUCCCACCCUACUUCCUCCCGCGCCAUCUUAGGCUGCCAUGUUAAUACGCCCUUGUGGGCCUAUAAUAGCACCUCUUGUAAUGUCACUUAAGGUGGUGUUAGUUUUUAAGGCUCGACAGAUAUAUUUUUAACAAUAUUAAACACAAUCAUCAUUACACCCUAUACCAUUAGUAAUUCCUUAGAACCAGCUACUGGUAGUCCAUAUUUAAAUUUUCCCCAGUUGUCUCAAAAUGCCUUUGUACAGGGGUUUCUUCAAAUCAGAAACCAAGCAAACUCCACUAUAUUUGGUUGAUGUGUUUCUUAAAUCUUUUUAAAUGUAUAAUUCCCUUUCCCUACCUUUUGUUCAUUUUGUUGAAGAAACUGGGUCUUUGUCCUGUACAAUCUGUACAAUCUUUCACAUUCUCUGGAUUUGGUUGAUUGUGGUCUCCUGGCCAUUAACAUUGGUGUAUACAUACAAUUAUUAUAGUUAUUUUUAAAAGGAGAGAGAGAAAAGGUAAGCAGAGAAGAAAUGCUAGAAUAAAUAUACUACAGUGACUGUAUUUGAAUAAU